Messenger RNA from Gloeophyllum trabeum ATCC 11539, 1593 nucleotides. RefSeq lists its product as uncharacterized. The coding region runs from base 1 to 1593 and encodes 530 amino acids. Gene Ontology annotation, molecular function: transmembrane transporter activity. The record is from RefSeq and is a predicted model, not a curated record. The transcript has 16 exons. NCBI's taxonomy places the organism in Eukaryota, Fungi, Basidiomycota, Agaricomycetes, Gloeophyllales, Gloeophyllaceae. Gene Ontology annotation, biological process: transmembrane transport.
AUGGAUACCUGUAUUCAUGCCCUCAACCACGAAUUAGAAACUGGGCGUGGGCUAGAAGAGUUCCUUUCAAAUGGACGUCAUAUCGGAAGCGCUGCCAACCGCUCCUACUGGGGCGGCACGGACAACACAGGAACACUGGAAAGCAAAGGACGAACAUGUUCUCCCAAAAAAUCAGCUCGGUAUUGUCUUUCUUGGGUUGAUGGCCUGCACAUUCUUAGCCGCCUUGGACGAGGCAAGGUCGAGUCCAUUCUGCGUGUUCUUAAUCUGACCCUCUAUGCUUUGCAGACAAUAGUAGCAACCGCAUUACCUACCAUCGUACAGGACUUGGGCGGCGGCUCCGAGUACAGUUGGGUCGGAACCUCGUACCUUUUGGCUUCCACCUGUCUCGGUCCCGUGUACGGUAAGAUGUCUGACAUUUUUGGUCGGAAACCGAUAUUAUAUGGAUCCAUCGUUAUCUUUCUGGCGAGUUCACGCCCAUACAUGCUCCUGUGCUCUCUAAUAACGGGGUGUAACACCGAUAGCCGGGGCCAAUACGCUGGUUUUAUGGCUGCAACGUGGGGAGUAGCCAGUGUCAUAGGACCGGUUCUCGGUGGUAUCACCUUUCGUGGAGAUGGUAAACAUACUUUUUUCAACUUGCACAACCAUCGCAGACCUACUGGUGGUGUUGCCGGAGCGAUAUUGCUUUUCUUCCUGCACCUCAACCCGCAUCAAGGGAAGACAUUCAGGGACCACGCCCGCGAGUUUGACUUCGUGGGCUUGAUUCUAAUUAUCACCGGCAUCGUCUGCCUCUUACUGGGCUUCAAUUUCGGUGAAUCCAGUUGGAGAGCUGUCUCCGUCAUUUCCUUGCUUGUGGUCGGAGGUGUUCUGCUCGUUGCCGCCGCUCUCAAUGAGUGCUUCACGGCCCGUUCCCCAAUAGUUCCACCGCGACUUUUCAAGACGCGCACCACCGUCGUUAUCCUUGUCAGCUCUUUCAUUCAUGCGUUCUCCCUCUUUGCUGCUACCUUCUACCUGCCACUCUACUACCAGGUCCUCGGGAACUCCGCUACCGUUGCAGGAGCAAGGACGCUGCCCUACUCGCUGAGCAGCUCGUUAGUGGCUGCUAUAUCUGGUGUCAUAAUCACACGCUGGGGCAGAUACCGCCUGCUCAUAUGGUGCUCCUGGGCUUUGAUGACCGUUGGCUUUGGCCUGAUGAUUAUGUUGGAUAAUGAUUCGACGACGGCUGAACAACAAAUAUAUCCUGUGCUUGCCGCUCUCGGUGCGGGUGUUCUGUUUGAGGCUCCACUUGUGGCCUUACAGGCUGCGAUGCCUUUGAAAGACAUGGCAACAAGUACCUCUUCAUUCGUGUUUAUUAGAACCCUUGGAGGGACUAUCGGUAUUUCAAUAGGGGAAGCUGUUAUCGCAAGUGUUUUGCGGAGUAGGAUAGGCAAGAGCCACGGGAUCGACUUUGAUACAUCACCUUCAGCCCUCAAUCAAGAGGUUCGCCGUCUAGGCAGCAUACAAUACAAUUUGGCUAGUGGCUACCGCCGUGCUGAGCCUCGGUUUCAUCUUGGUAUUGUUCAUGAAACAUUACACGCUCCAACGAGCGACUAUUAG